UUACGCUGUUUUGGCAUUAAAGGACGCGUGUCGUCAUCGCUGCUUUCGCGGACGUAUCGUUAUAAGCGUAAACGGCAGGGCUGAAGUCCCCAUGUAGCCAUAGCAACAGUAGCCGCCUAUAAAUCGGCUAACUCCAAUAAAACUGCCAUUUCAGGCCUAAAGAUCGAGUUGCUACCAUCGGAACAACGCCACAAGCCAGUUUAUUUACCAUUAAGUUAUUUUUGGUUGUCAUACUUUUGUUUAUGAAGCGAAGUGACGUAACCUUUCGACUAGCUAGCAUGCUAAGUUUUGUGUUCAUAUGGAAGCUGAGUUGUUUCCAAACAACUUGUGCUGUGUAUUUGUUGUCAUGUUAUCACGCAACAAAAACACGUUGACACCGGGUUUAUUCUCAACAGCUGAGCAUUAUGUCAUAACCUUAACAGGUCUUUGAAACUACUGAGGACUUAACAUUAGCUGAUGUUUUAAUAGUGUCACCGAUUUACUUUUGUAAUCUCAAACAUAUUGUUUUCUGGUGGAUGGUUCCUCUCCAAUAAAUUGAUAUUUUUAGUUUAAUGACACGUUUAGUUUCAGUUUAUUUGACGACACUAUGCGAGUCGAUAUGUGGCCCUUAUUGGAAGUUAGUUAUCGUCCAUCAACAACAAGGAUUCGUGGUUGUUUCCUCUUUCAGAAGUUUGAAAUUGAAGCAACACAAAACAGUUCUCUGUAAGUGUUGUGCCAUUGUCUUCAGGAAUGUAAAUGUCUGAGGACAGAGAAGCCCAGGAUGACGAGCUGCUUGCACUCGCAAGUAUCUACGAUGAAGAUUUCCAGCGGGCAGAAACCGCGCAGGGCGGAGAGUUCCGAGUCUGCUUGGAGCUUCCGCCUGACUUCCGGCUGGUCACUAAAGGAGACCGAGAGUUGGAGUAUAACGUUUGCUUCCUGCCUCCACUGGUGCUCAACUUUGAGCUCCCUGCCGACUACCCGUCCUCGUCGCCGCCAGUCUUCACUCUCAGCUCCAAAUGGAUGAGUAAAGGGCAGAUGAGCUCUCUGUGCAGACGUCUGGACCAGCUGUGGGAGGAGAACCACGGCAGCGUUGUCCUCUUCACCUGGGUCCAGUUCCUGAAGGAGGACACGCUGGACUUCCUGGGGAUCCAGUCUCCUCUUGAAGUCAUCAGAAGAAAUGUGAGCGGAAGCGCUGAGGAGGGAAGGGAAAGCCGGGAGGAGUCGACGACGGACUGUCGCGCCGUCCUGCUGAUGGACCCCCGCGCCGACCCCCUGCCGCAGCUGUUGGACUACGACGAGGCCCAGCGUCAGAGAGCGUUCGACUGCAAGCUGUUCUGCUGCGGGAUCUGCUUCUCAGACAAGCAGGGCGGCGACUGCCUCUGCUUCAAAGAGUGCCAGCAUGUCUUCUGCAAGGCCUGUCUGAGCGGCUACUUCCAGGUCCAGAUCGCAGACGGCAACGUCCAGUGCCUUAACUGCCCCGAGCCAAAGUGCACCUCCUCGGCCACGCCCCUGCAGGUGAAGCAGCUGGUGGGCGAGGAGAUGUUUGCCCGCUAUGACCGUCUGCUGCUGCAGUCCACUCUGGACCUGAUGCCCGACGUGGUCUACUGUCCCCGGCAGUCCUGUGGCACGGCCGUCAUGCUGGAGCCUGACACUACCAUGGGCAUCUGCUCGGCCUGCCGCUACGCUUUCUGUACCAUCUGCAAGAUGGGCUACCACGGCAUGUCGCACUGCAAGGCUUCCGCAGAGGAGCUCUCCAGCCUCAGAGACGAGUACUUGUCAGCCUCAGAGGAGCAGCAGGGCUUCAUGGAGAAGCGCUUCGGGAAGCGAGUGAUCCAGAAAGCGGUGGAAGAGUCGUCCAGCAGAGAGUGGCUGGAUGAAAACUGCAAGGAAUGUCCCCGCUGCAGCACCAAUAUACAGAAAGUGGACGGCUGCAACAAGAUGACGUGCACCUCAUGCCAUCAGUACUUCUGCUGGCUCUGCAUGGUCCUCCUCAGCAGAGUCAACCCCUACAGUCACUACAACAACCCUCAGUCCAAGUGUUACAACCACCUCUUCCUCGGUGUGGAUAUGGAUGAAGAGGAAGAAGACUUCUGAAGACACCUGAAUGCACUUUACCCCCUGACGUCAGCUGUGACACCUGCUAUGCCUGACAGUGCCACUCUGCCAAAGUGUAUCGUGAUUUCCUUUGGAUUAUCAGUUGGAAAAGGAUCAUGGGAUGUGGGUUUCUGCAGGUCAGUUUGUAGUGGUUCAUCAUCAAAUUCAGAUCCGUAAAAUGUAGUUAGCCUCACCCAUGUUCUGACCUUCUUGUCUCUGAGGAUAAAUCUGGCUGAACUAUGUUCCAGCCCAAAAUAAAUAACUGGAGAGUCAUGAGUGAGUGAGUGAGUGUCUGUGGAGGUCUGUCAUCAAAGUAACUCCAAAGGUUCUGGGCGUAUUUGGAUGAUACCUUCAGAAAGUGUAGCAAGUCUCUGCAUUCACUUGUUUGGCUUCCAGCUGCUGCUGCUCCCGCCCCCUGAACUGAGGUCACGAAACACAACAUACUGUCGAGUCACUGAAAUAAAUCAACCUGACUGUGGUGACAAAAUGUGUUGGUGUUUACUCAACAUUGUUUUAGGAGUUUGGCGACUCUAGAACGCUGCCUCUAGUGGUCAGGAGCUGCUGUUCCCUCUAGGCUGCUUCCUUUUUCUUUGGUGUUUUAU
Synchiropus splendidus (mandarinfish) is the source of this 2675-nucleotide messenger RNA. It is a transcript of the gene rnf14, whose product is annotated as ring finger protein 14. Gene Ontology annotation, biological process: ubiquitin-dependent protein catabolic process; protein polyubiquitination; positive regulation of proteasomal ubiquitin-dependent protein catabolic process. The record is from RefSeq and is a predicted model, not a curated record. The coding region runs from base 736 to 2073 and encodes 445 amino acids. Gene Ontology annotation, cellular component: ubiquitin ligase complex; cytoplasm. Lineage: Eukaryota; Metazoa; Chordata; Actinopteri; Syngnathiformes; Callionymidae. The transcript is spliced from 7 exons. Gene Ontology annotation, molecular function: ubiquitin conjugating enzyme binding; ubiquitin protein ligase activity; zinc ion binding.